CCCGGGGGUGCUUGCAGGGUGCCUGCCAGGAGCCAGCCGGAGGGGAAGGGCAGCGGCGCCCUGGAGGUGAAGUUCGUGCCCGACGAGGAGGUCCUGAAGCACAUUGCGGACGGCGCAGGGAUUAAAGUACGGAAGGACAAGACUCAGCUGACAGUCAGUGUGAAGAGAUUUGUGAAGAAGCUUGAGAAUAUUUCAGAUGACGAAGCUCAGGAGAUCCUGGAAGAGAAGAACUAUGUUGCUGCUCUUGGAAUAUGUGCCCAAGAUCCAGUGGGAAAUGGCUCAAGUGUGAGUGGUGGUGAAGUUUACUCAUUCCAGACUCCCAAACGCUCCAGCAAAAUGGCAGAGCUGGCCGCUGAAUUAGCCCAGACACCAGGACAGAGUGUUGCACCUGAUCACUCUGAGUGCCCUGAGAAGACAGCCAAAACCCCUCAAAGCAGCAAACGUUCAGGUUCAAACAAAGUGCAGCAGAGGUUACAGAGUAAAAAGAAAGAAUAUGUGGCUACCACACCUUACAGACUCAGAAAGAGGCUAGCAGCUCCAGAUCCCUAUUUAGAAAGUGAGAGUGAAUAUUCUGCUUCCUGCUCAGAGGAGGAGGAUGAGGAAGACCAGAAAGAAGUCAGCACUGUUUUAUCAGGUCGAAAGACCCCAGCAAAAACUAAGGCUCUGUCUACGCCUCCUCCCAGAAACACCCUAGCCAAAAAAAUUAAGGAGGACAAGAUGAGCAACCUGGUGGAGGAAUACUUUGAAGCUCACAGUAGUUCCAAAGUGCUCACUUCGGACCGAACGCUGCAGAAGUUGCGGAAAAGACGACUGAAUCAGCAAACACUGCAUGACAUUUUGAAAAAAGCUCCCCUUGCCUAUGCUGCUGAAAUUAAAGAGCUAAACCAGCAACACGAAUCCCUGUUUUCCAAGUGGAUGCUCCAAUUACACUUGGGUUUCAAUAUUGUGCUUUAUGGACUGGGCUCAAAGCGUGAUUUGUUAGAGAAGUUUCGCACCUCUGUGCUCCAGGAUUCUGUUCACCUUGUGGUUAAUGGAUACUUCCCCAGCAUCACUGUGAGAUCCAUUCUCAACUCCAUCACAGAGGAGGUACUGGACCAUAUAGGGACCUUCCGCAGCCCCCUUGACCAACUUGAAUUCAUCAUUAAAAGGUUUAAAGAAGAUUCAUCUUUAGAGCUCUAUGUCCUCAUUCAUAACCUGGACAGCCAGAUGUUGAGAGGAGAAAGAAGUCAGCAGAUCCUUGCACAGUUAUCCUCUCUGCCUAGCAUUUACCUCAUUGCCUCUAUCGAUCACAUCAAUGCUCCUCUCAUGUGGGAUCAGGCAAAGCUAAGCCUCUACAACUGGCUUUGGUAUGAAACAACCACAUUUAGUCCUUAUGUGGAAGAAACGUCUUACGAGAACUCGCUUUUAGUACAACAGUCUGGAUCUUUGGCUUUGAGCUCCCUAACACAUGUCCUGCGCAGUCUCACUCUCAAUGCCAGGGGGAUAUUCAGACUGCUUGCUCAGUACCAGCUGGAGAACAAGGACAACCCAUCUUAUCCAGGGCUGUCUUUCCAAGACUUCUACCAGCAGUGUCGAGAGGCUUUCCUUGUGAACAGUGACCUGACACUCAGGGCACAGCUGACAGAAUUCAGGGACCACAAGCUCAUCCGGACCAAGCGUGGAGCUGAUGGUGUGGAAUACUUAUUAAUUCCUGUAGAUGACAGUACCUUGACUGACUUCUUAGAGAAAGAGGAUGAAGAUGUAUAACGUCUCUGUUCUCAAAGCAUCUACGGCAAUUGCUCUCAAGGGCUGCUGGAGAGGGGCCUAUACUCAGAUCUCUCUUCCUCCAACCCCAAGGCUGCUGGACUACUUACUGAACUGUAGUAAUUGUAAUGAACCAUGCUCGUUGUUGAACUACUUCAGGUAGUUUGGAAUGAUGACUUCCGUAAGCAAGGCAUCUCUUGCUCUGUAGUUAGAUUUGUCCGCUUUGUCUCUUAGCUCAGAUGAUGCCUUCUUCAUAUCUAUGCAGCCAACCUUACAGCCAGAAAAACAAACUCGGUAAGAUUGUGCCUUCUGCUCUCUACCUCACCAGACAUGAGGGUUUGAUUGGAGCAGUUUACUUGGGAAGUGCAAAUUGCGAGACGGUCAGAGCUUUAGUUUGUACUAGUGUUGCAACUUUUCUCAGCUGAGUGCUUUCCAGUACUCCUUUACCAGUUAGACAAGACUAGCUUCCAGUGUAUGAAGAAGCCAAGAUUUAUAAUGCUAAGAGACCCGCCUUGACUGCAUGAGGAAAGGAGAAUGCUAGUGGGUUUGGGACACUGUGGGUAACUUAUUAAAUUUGGGCAAUAGGACUGAAGGACUUGCCCCAAACCCAAAUCCUUUUAUAAGAAGAUUUAGAUAAUCAAAAUUGUGAUGGACUCAAGUCAUUGCCUGUUGGUAAGGGUGAGAGGAUCCAGCUUCUUUCAUCUACUUUCCAAGUUGCAAUCCAGGAAUAUGAAGAGGCUGAGAAGUUUUUUUUGUUUAUUUUUUAAAAGCUUGAUUGUAUAUAUGUAUUUUUUACAUCAGGAGUGUCCACUGAUCCUGGAGGAGGCCUUAAAUGCCACUUAUAAGCUCUCCCUUUUUUUUAAGCCGUUAGAGGUUGGGAGACUGCUGAAGUUUGACAGGUUUUCUUCACUUUUUUUUCUCAGGUAUGUGGGAGUAAGCCCUAUAAUUCCAUCAACUGUAGUCUGCCAGCCAGACUUCAGGGACUCUGUAUGUCUGAUAUUUGGUAGCUGUGUUACAGCUCAAUGUUGUAAUAAUUCAAAUCAAUCAA
Molecule: messenger RNA, 2791 nt
Organism: Aptenodytes forsteri (emperor penguin)
Lineage: Eukaryota; Metazoa; Chordata; Aves; Sphenisciformes; Spheniscidae
Gene: ORC2
Product: origin recognition complex subunit 2
Exons: 16
Biological process (GO): DNA replication
Cellular component (GO): nuclear origin of replication recognition complex; nucleus
Molecular function (GO): DNA replication origin binding
Source: RefSeq, a predicted model, not a curated record